Molecule: messenger RNA, 1437 nt
Organism: Sordaria macrospora k-hell
Lineage: Eukaryota; Fungi; Ascomycota; Sordariomycetes; Sordariales; Sordariaceae
Biological process (GO): rRNA pseudouridine synthesis; mRNA pseudouridine synthesis; box H/ACA sno(s)RNA 3'-end processing
Cellular component (GO): box H/ACA snoRNP complex
Molecular function (GO): pseudouridine synthase activity; RNA binding
Source: RefSeq, a predicted model, not a curated record
AUGGCGACAGAACACGUUAUCAAGCCCCAGGCUACCGAGCCCGCCGUCGACACCAGCGAGUGGCCUCUUCUCUUGAAGAACUACAGCAAUCUCCUCGUCCGCACCGGUCAUUUCACCCCCAUCCCCGCCGGUUCUUCUCCUUCCAAGCGCGACAUCAAGUCCUAUGUCUCCUCCGGUGUCAUCAACCUGGACAAGCCCUCCAACCCCUCUUCCCACGAAGUCGUCGCCUGGAUCAAGCGCAUGCUCCGUGUUGAGAAGACUGGUCACUCCGGUACUCUCGAUCCCAAGGUCACCGGCUGCUUGAUUGUCUGCGUCGACCGUGCCACCAGACUCGUCAAGGCCCAGCAGGGUGCUGGUAAGGAGUACGUUUGCGUUAUCCGCUUCCACGACAGCGUCCCCGGUGGCGAGGCUGCUUUCGCCUCCGCCCUCGAGACCCUCACCGGUGCUCUCUUCCAGAGACCUCCUUUGAUCUCUGCCGUCAAGCGUCAGCUCCGUAUCCGCUCUAUCUAUGAGUCCAAGCUCAUCGAGUUCGACAACGACCGUCAUCUCGGUGUCUUCUGGGUCUCUUGCGAGGCCGGUACCUACAUUAGAACUCUUUGCGUCCAUCUUGGUCUCCUUCUCGGUGUCGGUGCCCAUAUGCAGGAGCUCCGUCGUGUUCGUUCCGGUAUCAUGUCCGAGGACAACGGCUCCAUGGUCACCCUCCACGAUGUCCUCGACGCUCAGUGGCAGUUCGACAACGGUGGCGACGAGACCGCUCUCCGCAAGGUCAUUCAGCCCCUCGAGACUCUCCUUACCACCUACAAGAGAAUCGUUGUCAAGGACUCUGCUGUCAACGCUGUCUGCUAUGGUGCCAAGCUCAUGUUGCCUGGUCUCCUUCGCUUCGAGAAGGGUAUUGAGACCCACGAGGAGGUUGUCCUCAUGACCACCAAGGGCGAGGCUAUUGCCAUCGGUAUUGCCCAGAUGAACGGUGUCGAGAUGCUUUCUUGCGACCACGGUGUUGUUGCCAAGGUCAAGCGCUGCAUCAUGGAGCGUGACCUCUACCCUCGCCGCUGGGGUCUUGGCCCCGUUGCCCUCGAGAAGAAGAAGCUCAAGAGCGACGGCAAGCUCGACAAGUUCGGCCGCCCCAAUGCCGAGACUCCCGCCAAGUGGUCUGAGGGCUACAAGGACUUCAGCGCCGCCGCUGAGUCUGAGGCCGCUGCCGCUGCCGCCCCUGCUGCCGAGGCCGCCAAGGUUGAGAUCGUCGAGAGGCCCAAGCCCGAGGAGAAGGCUGAGAAGAACGAGGAGGCUGAGGAGGCUGGCGACAGCAAGAAGCGCAAGAAGCACGACGGCGAGACCGCCGAGGAGAAGGCCGAGCGCAAGAAGCAGAAGAAGGAGAAGAAGGAAAAGAAGGAUAAGAAGGAGAAGAAGUCCAAGAAGGGCGGUGACGAGAGCGACUAA